Molecule: messenger RNA, 1791 nt
Organism: Heterocephalus glaber (naked mole-rat)
Lineage: Eukaryota; Metazoa; Chordata; Mammalia; Rodentia; Bathyergidae
Gene: Krt78
Product: keratin 78
Biological process (GO): keratinization; intermediate filament organization
Cellular component (GO): keratin filament
Molecular function (GO): structural constituent of skin epidermis
Source: RefSeq, a predicted model, not a curated record
GGGCCCCAGGGCAGGAACACAUACACCUUGUCCAUCCGUCCAUCUGUCUGCUGCUGUGUACCUGCUGUGCCUGCCAUGUCUCUGUCCCCGUGCCAACCCCAGAGGGGCUUCAGCACUCGUUCAGCCUGUUCUGCUCUCUCAAGGGGCUGUGGCAGGGGCAGCUUCAGCAGUAGGAGCCUCGUUUCCUUUGAGAGGUGCCGAGGAGGCUCUCGAGGAAGGGCUUGGGGGUCUCGGGGAAGGCUAGAGAUGCGGUCUGGGCAAGGGAGUGGUGGGCCUGGGCUUGCCUUGUGCCCUACAGGGGGUAUCCAAGAAGUAACCAUCAACCAGAGUCUGCUGACUCCCCUGAAGAUUGAGAUCGACCCCCAGUUCCAAGUGGUGAAGACACGGGAGACCCAAGAGAUCCGAAAUCUCAAUAACCAGUUUGCUUCCUUCAUUGACAAGGUUCGGUUCCUAGAGCAGCAGAACAAAAUCCUAGAGACCAAGUGGCACCUGCUGCAGCAGCUGGAGGUGAGUGACGGUCCCCAGAGCCUGGAGUCUGUCUUCGAGGCCCACCUGGCCCAGCUCAGGAAGCAGUUGGAGCAGCUGCAGAGAGAACGAGGGACUCUGGAUGCCGAGCUGACAACUUUCCAGAAACAGGAGGAGGAGUAUAAGGCCAAGGGUGAGCUGGAGGCCCACAGGCAUGCCACAGUGGAGAAUGAGUUUGGUGUCCUCAAGAAGAAGGCAGAUGGGACUUUCCUGAGCAAGAUGGAGUUGGAAGGCAAACUGGAGGCUCUGAAAGAAUUCUUCUGCUUCUUGACUCAACUGUAUGAAGAAGAACGGAAUCAGCUGCAGACACAGGGGAGCGACAGAUCUGUGGUGCUGUCCAUGGACAACAGCCGCUGCCUGGACUUCAGUGACAUCAUCGCUGAGGUCCGUGCCCGGUAUGAGGAGAUUGCUUGGACCAGCAAAGCCGAGGCUGAGGCCCUGUUCCAGAACAAGUACAAGGAGCUUCAGUCAUCAGCUCAACUUCAUGGGCAUAGCAUGAAGGAAACCAAGAUCCAGAUCUCCCAGCUGCAGCAUGUGAUCCAGGAGCUUCAGAGUCAGAUUUCCAGCCUCAAGGGCCAGAAUGCCAACCUGCAGUCUGCCAUCAGUGAUGCUGAGCAGCGUGGGGAGCUGACCCUCAAGGAUGCCAAGAGCAAGCUAGAUGAGGUUGAGGAUGCUCUGAGAACAGCCAAGCAGGAUAUGGCCAGGCUGCUUCGAGACUACCAGGAGCUCAUGAGCACCAAGCUGUCCCUGGACGUGGAGAUCGCCAUGUACCGAAGGCUGCUGGAGGGCGAGGAGUGCAGGAUAUCUGGGGAGUGCACCAGCCAGGUCACUAUCUCCACAAUGGGAGGCAGUACCAUUGUGCCUGGAGGAGCUGGUGGCAACCAAGGGGGCACUUGUGAAUUCAGAGGUGGGAAAGGCAGCUUUGGAUCCAGCUGCUCCAGUGUCGUGACUGGAGGCUUUGGCAACACCCUGGGCUCUGGUCAAGGCCCUACUUUGGGCUCUUGCUCUGUGUCUGGCUCUGGCUUCAGCUCUGGCUCCAGCUCCAGCCACCAUACCAUCCUGAAGGAGACAGUGGAGUCAAGUCUGAAGACAUCCAUCAAAUACUGAGUGACCUGGUGACCACCUCCUUCCUGGACCCAUCAGCUCUGCUCCUACCCUGUCCUCUGGCUCUGCAUAGCCAGCCCUGAAUCACUGCCCACCUCCCAAGCCAGCCCAAGGGGAUCCUGAGAAAGUCAAUAAAGUCCCACCCACCUGCUGUCCUGAGCA